UUGAGCACGUGACGCGGCUGGGGUUUGCAGCUGGUUGUUUCUGCGUACUGACAACAUCCAGUCACUGCAGGGCUGUUCACGGAGACUUCCCAUUGAGGCAAACGAUUAAACAGCAAAAAUGUCAUAUGGGGCUGUUGAUGGAAGCAGCUUCAGUGGACGGAAUCCAUUUGGAGGGUCUUCCAGACAAGGAUAUCAACCUUUAGCAUCACAGAUUGAUCCCAAUGAAAUCCAAGAAGUAUUUCAGGAGCUCACAGCCAACAUUUUUCGCAUUAACACAAACGUGACUUCCUUAGAGAAGAGUUUGCAAGCUCUGGGGACACCUAAUGAUACACAAGAGCUCAGAGAUGGACUGCACACAACUCAGCAGGAGACGAAUAAAACCAUCAGCUCCUCGACAAAGUAUAUCAAGCAGCUUUCGGAAAUAGUUCGUGGAUCAUCCAGGCGGGAAUGGUUGCAAUUGGACAGGCUCAAAAACCAGCUGUCGGACUCUAUUCAGCGCUAUGGAGCUUUGCAGAAGAAACUUGCUGAAAAGUCCAGAGUAUUGCUUCCUGCAACAUUGAAGAGCAGACAGAUUGCCAAGAACCCCUUUACAGGGAUUAGUGAUGAGGACGAGUUCCUUGGAAGGAGCCCCAGUAAAUGGCAGGCCACGGUUGAAGCUUCAGAUCCCGCACAGGCCCAGGGCCAGGCUUUCCUUUCAGAGGUCACGGAGGAUGAAGUGGAAUCGAUAAAACAAAGAGAGGAGGCAUUAUUACAGAUUGAGGCCGACAUGCUGGAUGUGAAUCAGAUUAUUAAGGACCUAGCUUUACUGGUGCAUGAACAGGGGGAAAACAUCGAUAGCAUCGAGGCCAAUAUUGAGAGGGCAGCUACACAUGUUGAUACAGCGAACGAACAGCUUAUGAAAGCAAGUCAGCACCAGAGAAGAGCUCGGAAAAUGAAAUGCUGCUUCAUUCUAACUGCUGUAAUAAUAUUGGCUGUCAUCAUCAUCAUUAUUGUGGUGUCAGUAAAGCAUUGAACUUUGGACAUCAAACUCCAGGGUUUUCCAAUCACAGAAAGAGAAUAAGUCAAAUGGAAUAAUGCUUGACCCCGCAAUCAUUCUCCCAUUGUCAAUGUGUGAGCAGAUAAUACAGAUUCCUGGUGGCAGACAAGUUUACACUAAUCAGCUUCACGAAGUGCAAGUAAUAUCAGAUCAAGUCUUAACAGCCAUUUUUUUAAAAUUAAAUAAUGUAAUAGUAAUAAAGUUUAAAGUUGCUAUCCUU
This is a messenger RNA of Amblyraja radiata (thorny skate), 1256 nucleotides long. It is a transcript of the gene tsnare1, whose product is annotated as T-SNARE Domain Containing 1. Gene Ontology annotation, molecular function: SNAP receptor activity; SNARE binding. Gene Ontology annotation, cellular component: synaptic vesicle; endomembrane system; SNARE complex. The record is from RefSeq and is a predicted model, not a curated record. The transcript has 12 exons. Lineage: Eukaryota; Metazoa; Chordata; Chondrichthyes; Rajiformes; Rajidae. Gene Ontology annotation, biological process: intracellular protein transport; vesicle fusion; vesicle-mediated transport. Bases 119 to 1012 code for a protein of 297 amino acids.